AUGACGAAGCUCUUCAUGCCCAUGACACCCGGUAAAUGGGGCACCAACAUCUUCAGUUCUGAACAGAGCGCGGACGAAAUCGGCCUAGUCAACCAACACGGACUCAGCCGCAAGCAUAUUUUCGAUGUGGUUAAGGCUAGCUUGGAACGUCUGUGGCUCGACUACAUUGACCUCCGUCAAUGUUGGCAUUGUGUCUCAUUAUCUGCUAAUGGGACAUCUUUACCGAACAUUGGGAUACAGGCCAUCGGUUCGACUACGAAACUCCCAUCGAGGAGACGAUGCAAGCAUUACACGACGUUGUCAAAGCCGGGUACGUGCGCUACAUCGGCAUGA
Sparassis crispa is the source of this 333-nucleotide messenger RNA. RefSeq lists its product as hypothetical. The transcript is spliced from 4 exons. The record is from RefSeq and is a predicted model, not a curated record. The coding region runs from base 1 to 333 and encodes 110 amino acids. NCBI's taxonomy places the organism in Eukaryota, Fungi, Basidiomycota, Agaricomycetes, Polyporales, Sparassidaceae.